AUGAAGAUCACUUUUUGGAACAUCCACGGCUUACCCAAUCUAAGUCAAUGCCCCGCAAUACUAAAACACGAUGUAAUAGCUGCCUGUGAGACCUGGAGUACCUAUCAGCAAAACCCAAUUUAUCUGAACAACUUCCAAUCCUACUGGGCCAACGCUACGAGAGAGCACUUAGUUGGAAGACCUAGUGGUGGCCUUGUGACAGCCAUCUGCAAAGAAUACUGCUCCGAAGUCCUCGAAGACCCUCUUGAUCAUUUUAAAACACUACAUAAUUACGACAUUAUUAUACUGGGAGGAGACAUGAAUGCUAAGGUAGGUCAAGCUGAUCUGUGGCUUGAGGAAAUCUUCAACGGUCUGGCACUAAACAAAGUCAUGAGCACUACUGAUCAUGCGACCUGUGAUAGAGGCAUUAAAUUACUAGAGUUCAUGGGAGACAACAACUUCGUCCUCAUCAACGGAAGAACUGAUAAUGACACACCAGCCCAACCAACAUUUGACGAGAGAGGCUCCUCUAUAAUUGAUCUGAUCUGGGUCAAUGUCACAUGUCUGCAUUAUAUACUAGACCUGGAAGUACUCAUUGAACCCACUCUUUCCGUUCAUAGGCCAGUCUGCCUCUCUAUCAACAUUGAGGUGAGCAGCCAAGAUGAUACCAUGACAAUAACCAUUCCCCGCCCAAUCACGAAG
This is a messenger RNA of Cotesia congregata, 681 nucleotides long. The record is from the annotation of a GenBank genome assembly. NCBI's taxonomy places the organism in Eukaryota, Metazoa, Arthropoda, Insecta, Hymenoptera, Braconidae.